CCCAGGUGGCAGGAGUGGGCGGGGCACCCGCCGAGCUCUGAGGGCCUCACCAGCCCAGGCUCACUCUGCGCAUCCCUCAGUGCUUGUGGUUACUUGGCCCUCGCUGUCACCUUCCAAACCCCAGGCUGGCCACUUCUGAAGCCCCUGACGCCAUGGAGGAGUGGGAUGUCCCCCAGAUGAAGAAAGAGGUAGAGAGCCUCAAGUACCAGCUGGCCUUCAAGAGGGAGAUGUCCUCCAAGACCAUCCCAGAGCUCCUCAAAUGGAUCGAGGAUGGGAUCCCCAAGGACCCCUUCCUGAACCCUGACCUGAUGAAGAACAACCCCUGGGUGGAGAAGGGCAAGUGCGCCAUCCUGUGAGCCAGACACAGUGGGUGUAAGGUGUGACUUUAUAAAGACUUCUCCAGUCAGUGUC
Heterocephalus glaber (naked mole-rat) is the source of this 411-nucleotide messenger RNA. RefSeq names its product G protein subunit gamma 13 (gene Gng13). Gene Ontology annotation, cellular component: heterotrimeric G-protein complex. Gene Ontology annotation, molecular function: G-protein beta-subunit binding. The record is from RefSeq and is a predicted model, not a curated record. Gene Ontology annotation, biological process: phospholipase C-activating G protein-coupled receptor signaling pathway; sensory perception of taste. Lineage: Eukaryota; Metazoa; Chordata; Mammalia; Rodentia; Bathyergidae.